ACAUACCAGCUUCUUUUCCCACUCCUUUUCUCGUUAAUUUUUCUCCAUUUUUCUCUUUUUUUAAGCUCCUCUUCAAAGAAGGAACACGCAAAGCUUGAUAUAAAAUAGCAGAGCUGGUUUACAGUGCAUCAAUGGCAGUUUCCUCUAAUUUAAAUUCCAGCAGUUGGGAGAAACGUGCAGCAGAGUAGAGAAACCGAAAAAGUACCUACCCCAAAGAGUAGAGAGAGAAAAUGGAAUAAAAAUUUGGAGGUACCCAAAUAACAGCAAAUGGCCAUGGCUUAGUGAGAGAAAUAGGAAGAAGAGAGAGAAACUUCAGCCCAUUUGCAAGGAAGAGAAAGAAAACCCAUGUGGGUCCUCUCUCACCUGUAAAUGACAGGCUAAGCCACAGGCUGGAAGUAGCUGUUAAAAGAAGUAGAACAAGGUUACAUCACCCAUUAUCUCUUUCUCCCUCGCCAUCGCCAUUUCUUCUAUUUGUGGAUGGAUUGGCUUCUUGUCUCUCUACUUCGCAUAACCCAAGAACGUGCCCAUCACUUAUCUCUCACAAGGUAAGCAUUUCUAGAAGGAGAGGGGAGACCCAAGUUCCCUGCUUUUUCUUCUGAGGUUAGAGAGAGACAACAUGUUUGCUUCUUUUCUUCUUACAGAGAGAAACCCAAGUUCCUACCUUUCUUGGUCAUGCAUUCUCUGUCUCUCUUCUUUCAUCGACCUCAUUUGCUCUUAAGAUCUGUUACUUUCUCUCGUCUUUAUCUCUGAGGUGAUCCUUUUUCUUGCUGAAACCUGGAGGGGGAAGAAUGUGUCAUUGUUUCUCUUUCUUCAUGUGGUUGUGAAGAUAGCGUCUGGAGAGGUUGUGACAGAAAACAAACCUACAAGCUUUCUUUUUUAUUAGGUUUUGAGAUCUUUCUGAACUCUCAAAGCAUCCUAUCAUUUCGAUUUUGAGCUGAAAUGCUUGGAUUGCAUUGAAAGUUCCUAUUUUUUGUAACUGCAGAAAAGCUAUAUUGAUCCCAUUUUGAUUAUAGUGGCUUUUAAACUGGAUUGAGAUCGAUGGAAAUGAAGUUGGGGUCCUUUGAUUUGUCUUCUAUGGCUCGUAUUCUUCUUGUUCUUUGUGUUUUAAUGGUUUCCAAGUCAACUGGCACAUUUUUUCCCAUUGAUAAUUACCUUUUAGCGUGUGGGUCUUCUCAGAAUGUAUCUUCACAAGGUCAGGUCUUUGUUCCUGAUUCAUCCCCAUCUUCUCUUCUUCAAUUAAAUAAGGGCAUCACUGUAAAUUCUAGCUCUACUGCUCCUUCCCCAAUUUAUCAGUCGGCUAGGGUUUUCACUGAAUCCAGCACCUAUAAGUUUGACAUCAACCAAAAAGGUAGGCAUUUUGUUCGCCUUUACCUCUGUCCUCUUUCUCACCCCUCCUACAACCUAAAAUCUGCUACCUUCACAGUAAUCACCGAUGAAUUCGUUCUCUUGAGCAACUUCACCUUCAAAAACCAGACCACUAAUUACCUCUUCAAAGAGUAUCUGAUCAAUGUAACCUCUGAUACUCUUUAUCUCCACUUUGCCCCCUCAAACAAUUCGGUCUCAUUUGUUAAUGGGAUUGAGGUUGUUUCAGUACCUGAUGAAUUGAUUCCUGAUCAGGCUUUGGCUUUAAACCCCUUCACUUCUUUCAAUGGCCUCUCUGGGUUGGCUCUUGAAACAGUGUUUAGACUGAAUAUGGGUGGGCCUAUAAUAAUUCCAGGAAAUGAUACAUUGGGGAGAAGAUGGGAGAAUGAUCGGAGUUACCUUCAUGUCAAAAACUCUGCUCAAAAUUACUCUGUUAAUCCUUCAAUAAUCAAAUAUCAAACUGGAGUAACCCCUGAAACUGCCCCUAAUUGGGUUUAUGCUACUGCUGAGAGGAUGGGGGACGCAAAUGUGGUAAAUGACAUCUUCAAUAUCACUUGGGUUUUCACUGUUGAUCCCGAAUUCAUGUAUUUUGUUCGUCUCCACUUCUGUGAUAUAGUAAGCAAAGCGAUGAAUGAGCUCAUCUUCAAUGUGUACGUGAAUUCGGUUCUUGCCAUGCCUAGCUUUGAUAUAUCUGAGAAGACUGGGAGUUUGAAUGUUCCUUAUUUCAAGGAUUUUAUUUCCAAUUCUUCUACAAAUUCGAGUUUCCUGUAUGUUAGUGUUGGCCAGGAUAAAUCAAACCCCUCUGAUGCAAUUCUAAAUGGUUUGGAGAUCAUGAAGAUGAGCAAUGAAGCUAAAAGCUUGGAUGGUAAGUUCUCUGUUGAUGGGAUUCUUCCUUCUAUUGCAAAAAAGAAAAAUAGUAAGGUGGGAAUUCUAGUUGGUUCUGCUAUAGGUGUAACAGUUGCCUUGGCCCUACUCGCUUUCUGUUACUGUUGCUUUGUGGCUCCAAGGUCCUCUAAGCCAAGACCAAAGUCUCAUCCAUGGCUUGCCUUGCCUCUAUAUGGUAACUCUCAAACUAUGAGCAAGGUCUCCACCACCUCUCAAAAGAGUGGGACUGCAAGCUUCAUCUCAUCUGGGGUAUCGAGUCUUGGUCGUUCAUUCACUUUCUCUGAGAUAAUGGAUGCUACUAACAAGUUCGACGAGUCUUUGCUUUUGGGUGUUGGAGGUUUUGGAAAAGUCUAUAAAGGAACCUUAGAAGAUGGCUUGAAAGUUGCAGUUAAGAGAGGGAACCCAAGGUCAGAACAAGGAAUGGCGGAGUUCCAGACCGAGAUUCAAAUGCUUUCCAAGCUCCGGCAUCGUCACCUUGUCUCUCUCAUUGGCUACUGUGAUGAGAGGUCUGAGAUGAUCUUGGUUUAUGAGUACAUGGCUAAUGGGCCAUUGAGAAGCCAUCUAUAUGGAACCGACCUUCUCCCCCUCUCAUGGAAACAGAGGCUUGAGAUUUGUAUUGGGGCUGCAAGGGGCCUCCAUUAUCUCCACACUGGAGCAGCCCAAAGCAUAAUUCAUAGAGAUGUGAAGACCACCAACAUCUUAUUGGAUGAGAAUUUAGUGGCCAAAGUUGCUGACUUUGGGCUCUCAAAAACAGGACCAGCAUUGGACCAAACCCAUGUUAGCACUGCAGUUAAAGGGAGCUUUGGGUACCUUGAUCCUGAGUACUUCAGAAGGCAGCAAUUAACUGAGAAAUCUGAUGUGUACUCAUUUGGGGUUGUCUUAAUGGAGGUUUUGUGCAGCAGACCUGCUUUGAACCCUGGUCUACCAAGGGAGCAGGUGAAUAUAGCAGAGUGGGCGAUGGGUUGGCAGAGGAAGGGCAUGUUGGACCAUAUUAUGGACCCAUUUUUGGCUGGCAAAAUCAACCCAGGGUCUCUUAAGAAGUUCGGGGAGACAGCUGAGAAAUGCUUGGCUGAGUAUGGUGUUGAUAGGCCCACCAUGGGUGAUGUAUUGUGGAAUUUGGAGUAUGCACUUCAGCUUCAGGAGACUUCUGAGGUUGCUGAUCCAGAGGAUAAUAGCACAAAUCAUAUUGCUGAUAUUCAAUUGGGGCAGCUCCAACCGAUUGAUAAUAGUAUGAGCAUCAUUCAUUCUGGUGCUGAUGAUGAACCAGAGGAUGCCACCACAAGUGCAGUGUUCUCACAGUUGGUGAAUCCUAGAGGGAGAUGAGGCAAGAGUGUUGAAAUUUUAUGAUUUAGUUUUAUUUUCUCAAAAAGCAACUCAGUCCAUGGUCAGAAUUGGUCCAUCCUUGAGGAAGAUGAGCUCAAGUUAUUUGUUUUUCAUGAUAUAAGUUGUAUUUUCUUCAGGACCCAUCUUGCUGCGGUCCAAUAUGGUCAUUUGGUUGGGAAUUUGAUCUUGAUGGAGACACCCCCACACGGGUUCUUUCUUUUGUCCCUCUGUGCUGCAUCUCAUUUUUCAUUGCUACUGUCUGUAAUAUAAGCAAAUUUUUCCGGGGAGUCCAAUGUGCAAUGUUGUGUCCAUUUGUGUGUCCAUCCUUCUGUAAUAUCUCAGACCAAGCUGUGCUUUCAAUAUCCAAGGCAGCAAUGAUUGGUUUGAACUUCUUUUACAUGUAGAAACACUCCUGCUGAUAUGCUUAUUGGAAGAAUAAAGAGCGGCACUGCACCUAGGAUCACAAAUUUGUAUCCAAUCCAUAUUCUAAAUGUUCUAUUUUUUUGUUAUGCAAUUGUUUGACAUUUUUAA
Messenger RNA from Amborella trichopoda, 4101 nucleotides. RefSeq names its product protein kinase family protein (gene THE1). Gene Ontology annotation, biological process: protein phosphorylation. The record is from RefSeq and is a predicted model, not a curated record. Gene Ontology annotation, molecular function: protein kinase activity; ATP binding. NCBI's taxonomy places the organism in Eukaryota, Viridiplantae, Streptophyta, Magnoliopsida, Amborellales, Amborellaceae.